AUGGAGCGAAAAGGUGAGCAUUGUUUCAGAUGUUCUCGUCAUUAAUUAUUAUUUGCAGGUCGUGAGCGUAAACUUCCUGGCAUGAAGAUUAUGAUGCCGGCGCCGGUCGAGACGCCAACGAUGAACCUGGAAGACCGCUGUCUGAUCAAGUAAGUAGCACAUGCGUUUUUAUUUAUCAGUAACAGUAAUACGCGUGUCUGUCUGCUGCGCGACACACGCAAACCGAUUGGGAUUACGACAUCUGAUUGAUUUAGAUUGACAAACGAGUCGGAGGAAAUCGAGAUCACCGCCACGGACUUGGUCGUACUCGAGGAACUAGGCAAAGGGGGAUACGGUAUCGUCGAGAAGAUGCAGCACAGAACCAGUGGAAUUAUUAUGGCGGUGAAGGUGAGUGGAAAGGAUGAAAGAGCGAUCAAUAGGUAGAGGGGCUCCCCCCGGGGACGUUCAAAUGAAUAGAAGUUUGACGGGUUGGAUUGGACAGCACGCGCGUGUCAAAUAUGGGGUUUAUAUUUGCAUCAAUGUGGCGAUUAAUGAUAUCAUCCACCAAAAGCUGCAUACGGAGAGACGAGUAUUGUGGGCGAGGAGGGAGGAAACGAUAGGCGAGAGCAAUGAUGAGCGGUUAAUUCAGAUGCAGGUGUGUGGGCUCGCAAAAAGAGCACAUCCGCGGAAGAGGGGGCAGAAGAGACAGGAAAGGCGCCUCAGCGAGAGAAUUGAAGCCUAGGAAACGGUUGAUUGGAUGAGAAGGAGACAAAAUAAUUGUAAGCGACGGCGACGAAGAUGCCGAAUUGCUUUUUGGCGGUCGGCACGCACCCGCCCGACCGCCAGCCCCCGAAAUUUGGUGUCUACACGGGAGACGGAAAGUUUCAAGAAGUGAAUAAUGACUGAAUGCAUCUUUUUUUUUCGAAUCGAAAGACACUUGGGGGUUAGAACCUGGGGUGUGGUCUCUGUCUCGCCGCCAAUGAAUUGAAAAUGAAAUAUUUGAGGGUGAAAAUGAGAAAAUGAAGAAGAAGACGGUGAAUAUUAAGUCGACAUGCGCGUCGGAUACCAGGAAACAAAUUCGAAUUAGCACGUGUUGCAUGAUUGGCUUUUCUAGAUAAAAUUUAACGCAGCGCAAGAAUUUGAUGUAAAGCAGAGACGAGGAAUGUGACGAAAUUGUAGGAGCCUACGGAGGAACUGGAGCGGAAUCGCAAAUAAAGACCAUUUAUCUAUCGGGUGCCUUUGAAAUGACAGGGGAAUGGGAGGAGAGGGUGACCUGGCGCCAUGGCGGAUGGCCUUUAGAAAGAACACGACAUGGUUGACAUUCAAAUAGAACAGGAACCGUUUAUUGGACAAGAUUGCCAACAAACGUCUUGUAAAGAAAGGGUCACGGAACCAUUUGGAGGGCCGGGCAAGUAGACGACUCUGUCGUGCCAAUCCUAUAUAAUCCGUCUCAUACACAGACACAUCUGUUCUGCUUUUCAGAGAAUAAAGUCGUCGAUCAACGACCAGGCGCAGAAGCAGAUGCUCACCGAACUCGACGCGUGCAAGAGAAGCGACUGCUGUCCGCAGAUGGUCCGCUUCUACGGAGCAAUGUUCCGCGAAGGCGACGUGUGGAUUUGCAUGGAAGUGAUGGACACUUCGCUCGACAAAUUCUACCGCCACACCUACAAGAUAGGAAAGCAUAUUCCGGAGCCGUUUAUUGGAAAAAUGGCGCUUUCGGUGAUCGAGGGUCUCAAUUUCAUGAAGGAACAGCUCAAUCUGAUCCAUCGCGAUGUCAAACCCUCGAAUAUACUCUUGAACAGACAUGGGCAAGUCAAAAUUUGCGACUUUGGAAUCUCGGGUCAUCUGACGAACAGUCUGGCGAAGGUGAGCGUUACUUUUGUGCAAUAUUUCGCAACCCCGUAUUGAUUACAGACAGUGCAAGCCGGAUGCAAGCCGUACAUGCCGCCGGAGCGAAUCGAUGGGGAGACAAAGUCGGCGUACGAUGUGAGGGCCGACGUAUGGAGUCUUGGCAUCACGAUAAUCGAGAUCGCCGUCGGAACCCAUCCGUACGCCAACUGGAAGACGCCGUUCGAGCAGUUGAAGCAAGUCGUCAAAGAGCCGCCGCCGAAGCUGCCGAUGGAAAGCGGGUUCAGCAUGGACUGUCAGUACUUUAUCAAGCGAUGGUGAGUGUGAACCUUAAGGGAUGUACUCGGAACUCAGUUGGGCACUUUCAGUCUCGAGAAGAACUACAACGAACGUCCCAAGUACCCAGAGUUGUUGGCGAUGCCGUUCAUGGAGCAGGCGAGAAAUGAGAAGCAAUUUAGCAUGGCUCGCUUUAUCAAUGAGGUGAGUCAGAGUUCAAAGUUAGCGUUUCUGUGACAUUUCUCGUUGAGGAAGCAAAGAAUCGUUCUUCUAGUUAGCAACAUAUGUGCGCUCUUGAAUAAAUUUCGACCGGGCCGCCCCGUUGCAACUAUGACAAAUUUGGAAUGAGCAAAAAAAAUGCAGCACAAGAAAAUUGAUUAGAAAUGAAUCAUCUUUGGUGUGUUUCAGAUCCUCGACACCCCUUGGCGUCCGCGAUAA
Molecule: messenger RNA, 2541 nt
Organism: Caenorhabditis sp. 36 PRJEB53466
Lineage: Eukaryota; Metazoa; Nematoda; Chromadorea; Rhabditida; Rhabditidae
Source: the annotation of a GenBank genome assembly